This is a messenger RNA of Pseudoliparis swirei, 551 nucleotides long. RefSeq names its product NADH:ubiquinone oxidoreductase subunit A13 (gene ndufa13). The transcript is spliced from 5 exons. The record is from RefSeq and is a predicted model, not a curated record. NCBI's taxonomy places the organism in Eukaryota, Metazoa, Chordata, Actinopteri, Perciformes, Liparidae. The coding region runs from base 28 to 462 and encodes 144 amino acids.
GGCGUGUUGCGGAGAAGACAGCGGAAGAUGGCGGGGUCCAAGGUGAAGCAGGACAUGCCUCCUAGGGGAGGCUAUGCUUCGUUUGAUUAUAAGAGAAAUAUUCCGAAACGAGGACUGUCAGGCUAUAGCAUGUUUGGCCUUGGGAUUGGCGUCAUGGUGUUUGGUUACUGGAGGCUUUUUCGCUGGAACAGAGAAAGGAGGCGUCUGCAGAUUGAGGAUCUGGAAGCCAGGAUAGCUCUGAUGCCUCUGCUGCAGGCAGAAAAAGACCGAAGGACCUUACGGGUCAUGAGGGAAAAUCUAGAAGAGGAGGCGAUUAUCAUGAAGGACGUUCCUGGUUGGAAGGUUGGCGAGAGCGUCUUCCACACCACCCGCUGGGUCACCCCUCUGUCAGAGGAGCUGUGCAACCUGUCUCCUCGGGAAGAGUUUCUGAACAUGCGGUUCGGCUUCCUGUCGUACCUGUAAGCACCACGAGACGUACAGCGCCCACAGCCAGCACCUCGUGGACUUUAGCCUGUAAAUGUUCUAUCAUAAAAUAUUUUUUCUUUAACUCA